Schizophyllum commune H4-8 is the source of this 318-nucleotide messenger RNA. RefSeq lists its product as uncharacterized. NCBI's taxonomy places the organism in Eukaryota, Fungi, Basidiomycota, Agaricomycetes, Agaricales, Schizophyllaceae. Bases 1 to 318 code for a protein of 105 amino acids. The transcript has a single exon. The record is from RefSeq and is a predicted model, not a curated record.
AUGCGCAGCUCGAUGCUCACCGCCCUCACCCUGACGCACGUUUGCCAGCGCUGGGCCGCCAUCGCACAGCAUGACACGCGACUCUGGACACCGUCUCUGCUCGUUAGCGUCGGCGAUUUGCUGGCAUAUGCCGCGCGGGCGGCGCUUGGAGACGGCGUACGCCACUUUCGCCUGGUCAUGUCCCUCUACCUUGACCGGUCCCGCUUGGAGCCGCUCUUCGCCGACCUCUCUUGGUGGACACCGGAAAGCGCCGCGGACGCCGUUGAGCGCGCCGAAGAGCUCGAACGCUCCGAGAACGUGUGCCUGCUGUGCAUCUAG